This is a messenger RNA of Sorex fumeus (smoky shrew), 408 nucleotides long. Its product is annotated as 40S ribosomal protein S12-like. The record is from RefSeq and is a predicted model, not a curated record. The transcript has a single exon. Gene Ontology annotation, cellular component: ribosome; cytosolic small ribosomal subunit. The annotation marks the transcript as partial. Gene Ontology annotation, molecular function: structural constituent of ribosome. Gene Ontology annotation, biological process: translation. Lineage: Eukaryota; Metazoa; Chordata; Mammalia; Eulipotyphla; Soricidae.
UCCACCGCCAAGGCCGAGGAAGGCAUUGCUGCUGGAGGUGUAAUGGACGUGAAUACUGCGCUGCAAGAGGUGCCGAAGACCACCCUCAUCCACGAUGGCCUCGCACGUGGCAUCCGCGAAGCCGCCAAAGCCCUAGACAAGCGCCAAGCCCAUCUUUGUGUGCUUGCAUCCAACUGUGAUGAGCCUAUGUAUGUCAAGUUGGUGGAGACACUUUGUGCUGAACACCAGAUCAACCAAAUUAAGGUUGAUGACAAUAAGAAACUAGGAGAAUGGGUUGGCCUCUGUAAAAUCAACAGAGAAGGGAAACCCCGUAAAGUGGUAGGCUGCAGUUGUGUUGUGGUUAAGGACUGUGGCAAAGAAUCACAGGCCAAGGAUGUCAUCGAGGAGUACUUCCAAUGCAAGAAAUAA